AUGCCCCUCAACACUUGCAAUUUCGCGACGAGCCUCGACAUCUUGGACGCGCUGACACAUCAUCAGAUACAAAGGAGAGACCAUUUUGUUGCACCAAAUGUCGCAGUACAUUUCGAGCAAAAGCGCCGGACGAACAACAAGCAGGCCGCUGACCCAGGCCCUUCGAAGCCAGCUGCAAUCCUCGACGCACCAGCCCACCUCGAAGAACAUGAAGAAGACAUGGUCGAUGCUGACAUCGAGGCCGCCGCCAUGCUAAUGACCGACUUCCACAACCGCGCCAUGGCGAGCCAGGAGCCCGAGAUGGUACCAAACCACUCCGAAUCCAUCAUCUCGCCCACAGGCCCAUCAAUGAUGGAGCCCGUCGUGCCUUACAAUGCCCUGGAGAGACUCGAUGGUGCCGCAGACGCUGAGAGCAAGUCGCCCUCAGCCUUCACUCGCGGAAGCGCACUGAACUCGCACCCGCACCAGCUCCCCCCACUGAUGGAGCGCACAAUGUCGGGCAACGACACCCUGGCUCCUACAUUCCCCUCUAUGGAUGGUGGCAACGGCCUAGGAACCCCUGGCGCACUCUCGCCGUACCCAUCAAUGCUGGGUCCUGUCUCGCCCGUCGACUACCGCAAGUCGCCUGGUCCCAGCCAGGCUCUGACCAUGACGCGCGCUCCCCAGCUGGAGUCGGAAGACCAAUGCGCAAGGAUCUACGAGAACAUCAAGCAGUAUGAUAGCGAGAAUGCGCUCCUCGAGACCUUCCACCUGCCCAGCCUGAACACGCUGAACCGCCUGCUCAAGACGUACUUCGACCUGUUCCACCACCAUCUGCCCUUCCUGCACCCAGCGACGUUCAACCCGACCGAGGUGUCUGCGCCCCUUCUUCUCGCAGUGCUUUCGAUUGGUGCCCUGCCUUACAUGCUGCACAUUGGAUCCAAGGUUCUUGUCAACCAGUUUCUGCAGAACAAGGAGAACUUUAGCUCGCGCAAGUGCCCGCUGUGGACCAUGCAGAGCACCCUGCUCAACAUGAUAUUCUCCAGCUGGAGCGGCGACCCCAAGGGUCUCGAGUGGGCCUGCUCGAUCAAGAGUUUACUUGCCAAUAUGGUUGCUGGAAACCGCUACGAGCUCAAGAUCCGUACAGAAGCUCGCGAGGGCGCGCAACCAACCCAUCAGGAAUGGGUCGUCGACGAGCAGUGCCGACGAACAUACUAUGCAGUGUACAUCUUCUUCGGACUCUUGACUUUGACCUACAACCACACCCCGGCCAUGGGUUUCAACGAGUUUGAUACAUUGGAAUUGCCAUCAUCCGAAUCGCUCUGGACUAUGGAAGUUUCCGACGACGAGGCCUGCGCCUUUGCAACGCGCGUAAUGAUCAACGCGCUCUUCCUCGAGGUCUGGUAUCACAAGCGCAGCCCAGAAGCUCUGCAAGAUGUGGUCACCGAGUACAAGCUUCGUCUGGCUCUGGAGACCUGGGAGAAGUCGCUCGAGCUAUGCGAGCCCGAGACUGUGGUCGUUCAGUUGAGCGCCCCACAUAAGGGUCACCCUCUGAUCUUCAACGCCAUGGCGCUCUACCGCAACACUCGCGCCCGCCUUGUAGUCGACUUGAAGUCCAUCCAGGAAGCACUCCGCUACCACGAUUCGUACGAAGUUGCUGCGGCUAUGACGAACGCCCGCGAUAAGGUCCAGCGAUCGCAAGAGAUGAUCAAGGUCAUCCAGGAGUGCUUCGACUGCAUCGAGGUUGCAGCAGUACAAGGUAUCCGCUGGGUCGCCCGCACUUCAGCUACAAAUUGGAGCAUCGAGCACCCGCUCACUGGCAUGGAUCUUAUGGUCAUUCUUACCUUAUGGCUCUACCGCCUCGAGCACGACGAAGAACCUGCUACCGAGGAAGAGCUGGCUAUGUACAACAAGCUCCGUAACCUGUUUGACGAUGACUCUGUUGACGUCUAUGGCGCAAAAUUGAGCUCCACUGUUGCCCGACUUUGGGGCAGCAUGAUCGACGAGGUUGUUGUUUGGGGUAUCACUAAGCUCAUGGGCGAAGCCUUCAAGCUACACUCGCAAGCCCUCGUUGGCUACGAAGACGCCAUGUCGUCUCGAUCCGGAUCUGCUUCACCAUCAAUGGCCACUGGUGGUGUGCAAGCACUGGAAAUGCAGAUGGUUUACUAG
This is a messenger RNA of Parastagonospora nodorum SN15, 2148 nucleotides long. RefSeq lists its product as hypothetical. Gene Ontology annotation, biological process: DNA-templated transcription; regulation of transcription by RNA polymerase II. Gene Ontology annotation, molecular function: RNA polymerase II cis-regulatory region sequence-specific DNA binding; zinc ion binding; DNA-binding transcription factor activity, RNA polymerase II-specific. The coding region runs from base 1 to 2148 and encodes 715 amino acids. NCBI's taxonomy places the organism in Eukaryota, Fungi, Ascomycota, Dothideomycetes, Pleosporales, Phaeosphaeriaceae. The record is from RefSeq and is a predicted model, not a curated record. Gene Ontology annotation, cellular component: chromatin. The transcript is spliced from 6 exons.